This is a messenger RNA of Knipowitschia caucasica, 621 nucleotides long. The record is from the annotation of a GenBank genome assembly. Lineage: Eukaryota; Metazoa; Chordata; Actinopteri; Gobiiformes; Gobiidae.
AUGCGUGAGGAGAGCCCGGAGCCGGAGCGCAGAGGCGGCCGUCGUCUGUGCCGCUUCCCUCUGAUCCUGGCGCUGCUGCAGCUGUUGCUAGGGGUCGCUGUCACGGUCGUGGCCUUCCUGCAGCUGUCCCUCACCCCCUCCCUCACGACCAGAGAGACGCCGCACUGGGCGGGCAUCACUAUGUGUGCAGUUGCGGUCCUGGGGCUCGUGUUGUUCUGUGUCACGUCUCGUCCGGACGAGCGCAGCUUCCUCCAGUUCAUGAUGAAGAUUCUGUUCUUCUUCUUCUGCUCUGUGGGUUUGAUCGUCUCAGUUCUCGCCGCGGCGUUCUCCGGUCACCACUACAGUCAGAGCAGCAGCUUCACGUGUGAGCGUCUGGGCCCUGAGUGCAUCUGUACCUGGGAGCCUCAGGACCCUCAGGACCCUCUCGCCCGCAGGCUCCGGUUCCUGGAGGUGGAGGACUGUGCGUCUCUGACCGAGACUCUGCCGCUGAUGCAGCUUCUGCAGCUGCUGCUGAACGUGCUGCAGGCUCUGCUCUGCGCCGCUGCAGCGUUCCUGAUGUGGAGGAGCAGGUACCAGGGGUUCUUCUCCGGGACACAGGGCUCCUCCUGGAGCAAGGUCUGA